Molecule: messenger RNA, 2818 nt
Organism: Sipha flava (yellow sugarcane aphid)
Lineage: Eukaryota; Metazoa; Arthropoda; Insecta; Hemiptera; Aphididae
Product: nose resistant to fluoxetine protein 6-like
Exons: 13
Coding region: 718-2685 (655 amino acids)
Molecular function (GO): acyltransferase activity, transferring groups other than amino-acyl groups
Source: RefSeq, a predicted model, not a curated record
GCGUACGACCGAUCGUGUCGCAUCGUCCGCGUUCGCAUCGCGUUUUUCCCUCGUAUGAAUCCGGACGACGACGACACCGGGUCAUCGACAUAGGCGCGACUAGGGUUUUAUUUUUUCGUCAGUAUCGCUUUGGUAAACGGUUUUUAAUCAGACAAUUUCUACUUGCGUACUUGUUACGCGGACAAUAGAUAAAUAUUUGGUGGAGCUGAGCUACCCCCUUCCCCUCUAAAACCUUCCUUAGUGUUCCUAUGGGUCAGGACGCGACGGAUCCGCGUCCAAAACCUACUCGUUCUGCGUCGCGAUUGUCAUCCAUUAUGUUUCAACGUCACGUUUACGGACGCGGUGCGAUCGACCCCGGGCAUACCGAAACAUGACCAUCCGUCGCGCGCAAUCGCGUGGGUUUUUCGAGUCGAAUUUUAUCGAACCCGUCCACACACGACGGCGUACCGUGUAUGCAAAUUCGAUGCGUUUGUGUUGUUCACUGAGAGGCGAGAAAAUUAAACGAGUCGUAUGAAAUCGAAAUGAAACGUUUCCGCAAGCGAUUCACGUGCUCGAGCAUUCCCAUGGUCAUGAACGUCCAUGGCCAUGGUAUGACGUGGAAGCGCGCAGCAAACGGUAACGUCUUCGACACUUGCUCGUAGAAUCGUCACGCAGUAGUUAUGGGUCACGAAAAUCUUGUCUGACACCUUGGAUGAUUACGUACCCGACGGAGGAGCAAUGUGCAGACGUCACGGAGUAGAAUAUCGUGAAGGACUGAAAAACCUCAAAUUGUGGGCUACUCAAAUGUAUGAUGCAUCAUCCAAGUUUCCGACAGGCAUUUUAGCUGGGAGAUCAUUUGACUUUGGAAACUUUGAUGAAUGUUUAAAAACUUCUACAACUGGAUUGGAAUUCUAUCCACAAUAUUGUAUAAUUAACAUUCGUUUUUCGCCUACAGAGAAGUUGUAUCCUCACCAUUACAAUAAUACACCUUCUAAAUUAAAUCCAUUAGACUCUGUAUGGAAAGCAACAAAGUAUGAUUCAAGUCCGAUAAAAAUUGAAUGCAACGAAAUCAACACAGCACUUUGUAUACCUUCUACGUGUACUUAUUCAGACAUUCAAACAUCAUUAUCACCAAAAAUAAUUACUGCGUUUCAAAAAUAUCAUAUUAUAGCCAAUGUCACUGUGGAAUCAGUUUUUUGUACCACACAGCAAGAACUCCAACCGCCAAAAUUGUUGGGAUAUCGAAUAUUUUGGGGUGUCUUAUUGCUUGUUUUAUUGAUGACGGUUAUUGGAUCAUUAUGUGACAUAUAUAAGAAAGAGGAAAAUCAAUCACAUUGUAAAUCAUUUUUUAUGACAUUCUCAUUUCCAGCCAAUAUCAGACGUUUGUUUUUGGCAAGCAAUAAAACUGAUAAUCUGUCUUGUAUUGAUAUUUUAAAAACUCAUGGUUGCGUUCUUGUUAUUAUUGGACAAAGAAUGCUGUACACCACUAGCCAACCACUACAAAAUCCUUCAAAAUUCGAAGAAGUGGUUUUACAUUUGUUAUAUGCUAUGAUUCGCAAUGGAUCGUUGGUAGUUGAUUUUUUUUUUGUUAUAAGUGGUUUCCUGACAUUUCAUUUUCUUUACGAUGAAUUGGUUAACACAAAAAGAAUUAAUGUACCAUUGCUUUUGCUAUGGAGAUGGUUAAGAUUAAUGCCUGUAUAUGGUUUGAUGAUAGCGUUUCAUACGUUUGUGUUAUUGCACUUAGCAGAUGGUCCACUAUGGAAGAAAAUAGCCAUUCAAGAAUCAGAUUAUUGUCAAAGAAAUUGGUGGAGCAAUUUUUUGUUCAUAAAUAACUACGUUAACGCCGACCAUCCAUGUAUUAUCCAGUCGUGGUAUUUAGCGUGCGACAUGCAAUUCUUCGUCGCAGGAAUCGUACUUGUUUAUUUUGUGUGGAAGUACCAAAGGUACGGAGUAUACUUGAUGUGGGCUACGAUAUUUGUAUCAUUGUUGAUUCCGGCUGGCAUUGUGUAUACUCAUCAGUUUUAUCCCAUGCUUAUAAAUUCUAUAUCGAUAUUCAACUAUCUGCCAGAACAAAAGAGCUACACUAUGCUGUAUAUACCUAGUCAUACAAGAUCGACGCCAUAUUUUGUGGGCAUAUUUGCAGCGUAUGUGUACCGAUACUUGAAGCUCGACAAACCAAAGUUUCGAUUCCCAUACUCCAAGACUUUACUAACGAUACUUAUCGCUGUUUAUCCGCUAUUUCUCAUGACCAUUCAGGUGUUUUACGUUCGAGAAUACAAUUUAUGGUUAAGCGUAAUUUACAUGUUCAUGUACCGAAUAACGUUUGCCAUCAUCGUUUCCAUAUUCAUAAUAAUAUGCGCCAUAAAUGGACUUUUCAAAGGUUUAUGGCUACGAGUUUUUAUGCCGUUAAGUAAAUUAACGUAUGGAGCAUACUUAGGAGGGCUAUCGAUGCAAUUAUUACAAGUAUCAUCGAUGCGUUCACCAACAUAUUUCAACGAUAGCCUUUUACUUUGGUUAGCGAUUGGAGAUACCGUGUUCGGCUUUAUACUUGCAUUUUUGUUAUACACAUUGAUCGAAUCACCAUUUGACAUAUUAUUAAAAAAAAUUGUCAUCGCCAUUAACUCAAGUAUAAAUUUAAACCACAAAAAGACAACAGGUUCUGUAGUUCCUGGAAAAAUAGCUCUUAGAACAUUACGCUCAAAAUAAUAUUAGUUUAUAAAAUGAUACGUCUAUAAUAGCAAUUGUACCACUAAAAGUAUUCAUUACUUAAAUUAUCAUUCGUUUUUUUUAGUAAUUUAGCACACAGCAAUCGGUUUAUUAUAUUUUAUAUUCAGAUAGA